AGAGAGAGACAGUCAUCAUGUGUCUAUAGAAACGGAAGUUACAUGAAUGGUUUAGUCAGAGAAUUUCCCAGACAGGGGGGUUUGCCGACUUUGUAAGUGUUAGGCCUAGUUACAGUGGGCAACAGGAUAGAUCAAACAGAACUACAUGGGAGUUUAUAUAUUCAUCAUGAGUCCCUCAAUGUCAGAGAGUCAAUAACAGCCAGGUUGUCUCUUCACAUGGUGUCAAAAGACACAGAAUUCACUGGAUGGGCUGCACUCUUGGACUAAGUUCACACUGUUUCUAGGACAGUUUAUUUCUCUUCCAUUCAGUAUCACCCCUUUGCUUCCUUCUUGCAAUGGGCAACUACAGUUCGGCUCUUACUGCUGAUAUUGAAGACUUUAAAGCCAUCAUAUCCUCUGGAAGCCCAUCCGCCAGGAGACGGGGCACCAUUCGCAGGUCCCAAUCAGAGAUCCUCCUAUCAUCCUCCCAGUCCCCAAUCUCUGACUCGUUCCCGCCUGUAAUGCCCUGUGAUGAGUCACAGACACCUGAGCCAGAGGAGACUAAUGGACCCGACCUGCUGGCCCUCAAGUUCCUCAAUGUGGUGGACGCCCCAUUUGCUAGUGCCAGCGCCAGUCCUCCCUCGACGCCUGCCUCUCCGACGCUCUCUUCAGUUGGUUCUGAUACCAGGGCAGGGGGUAGAAGCAGCGUCAGUGUUACCCCCUCCCCGGCCUCCUCGCCCCCGUCUCUGUUCUCUGGGGCGCUCUCGGCCGUCCUCCACCAGCCGGGGGCGACUCUGAGGGUCACCCCCUCUGGAUCCCCGAUUCUGGAUCAGCUCAAGCUGCAGCUCAGAGAGAUGAGAGAUGACCUGGAGCUGCUCAAGAGCCAACACAAGAAAGAGGUGAAACUGCUGAUGAGUGAGCUGGAUGAGGAGAAGAGGAUUCGCCUCUCUCUGCAGGUGGAGGUGGACAAAAUCAAGAAGCAACUGUCUAAAUCUUCAUGACAACCUGACAAUGCCGCCGUUCGAAAAGGUCCUUCUCGCAUGGGAAGGUUGUCUUUUUCCUGAAUUCACAUAAUAUCUUUCUUUGACCUCAUGAUGUUUUCCACCGAGGUCAAGGAAAAAUAGUUAGGAAAGGACAUAGGUUGUAAUUUCUUUGACUUAUUUGAGCACUGCUGUAUUACAAGCCAGUCAGCGAGUAUCUGAUCAUCUCCUGUUGAACAGUGAUGCAGUAAAGUCCUGAGUGAGACUACGCAGCACAGCCCAGGAGCAAGUCCCUGACAUUCUAAUGGUUGUUAUGGAGACGAGUCAGCCAAAACAUUCACCUGACAGCAACACAGAUGGAGGAAAGGUUACUUUUAAAGACUCAAAGACCCACAAGCCUUUGCACAUUUACCAUACAAGGAAGCGUUCUUUUCAGGUGAAACAUGAAGGACUGCUAUGUCUUCCAGAAAACUUGGAUAUUGAGUGUAAGUAUUGAGUAUAGUUGAGUGUAGUAGUAGUAGUAGCCUAGUAGUAGUAGUAGUAGUAGUUCAAUCUAUUGACUAUAAUUUUCUCUGCUUAACUAAUUUGGCACAUCUGUGCUACAUUUUCUCUUAAUAAUAAAUAUACAUUUUAAUAGAA
This is a messenger RNA of Alosa alosa (allis shad), 1598 nucleotides long. Its product is annotated as SH3 domain-containing kinase-binding protein 1. The record is from RefSeq and is a predicted model, not a curated record. The coding region runs from base 336 to 980 and encodes 214 amino acids. The transcript is spliced from 8 exons. NCBI's taxonomy places the organism in Eukaryota, Metazoa, Chordata, Actinopteri, Clupeiformes, Clupeidae.